CAUUGUAAGCAAGUAUGCUUGACAUCUGGGUUGAAUGGCUGAUAGUGGCUAAUAAUUAUUGUGAUUUUUUUGGAAAAUUGCAAAUAUUCAUGUAAAGUGUAUUGUGGUGACUGACCCUGUAGUGCCUGCGUUUGGACUAGAGUGUUUUCCGUUGAAAAAGUAUCAUUUUUCUACCUUUUUAUCUCGGUGUUGGAAUUUGUAGCAACUAAUAAUAUCGAGGUCAUUAUUUGCAAUGGCUGAAUUGUGAAGACGGCUUAAGACAUCGGAGACCGACAUGCAAAUGCGGCAAAACGUGUUAGAUAAAAAGUUGCAGUAGGAAGUCAUAUAUUGAACGAGAUUAACAACGAACGGGCUUCGAGUGAGGUUCGGGCCCCGAUUGCAGUGGCAGAGUCGGUUGUCGAGACGCCAGUCAAGAUGCAAGCGUCCUCGCCAGCGACGACUGUUACGGCCCCCACACCAAAUCCUUCUCCUGCGCCCAGCCAGAACCACAAGGCGACAAAAAGAUCUGCUAAAGAUUACAUUUUUGGAAAACUAAUCGGUGAAGGAUGUUACAGUACUGUCUUUCUCGCGAAAGAUAUUCAUACAGGCAAAGAGUAUGCAAUUAAAGUAUGUGAGAAACAUCAUAUCAUCAGAAAGAAGAAGCGUGAAUAUAUAAAGCGUGAGAAGGAUGCUCUGAAUAUGUUGUUCAAUGUGGCACACGGCUUUGUGAAACUAUACUGUACGUUCCAAGAUGAGGAGAGAUUAUACUUUGUUUUAUCGUACGCUAAAAAUGGAGAGUUGUUGUCAUGCAUAAAUAAGGUAGGCUCGUUCGAGCUGAAUGUGGCAAAACACUACGCCGCCGAACUAUUAAUGGCACUAGAGAAGAUGCACGCCAAGGGCAUAAUCCACCGCGAUUUGAAACCAGAAAAUAUACUAUUGGAUGAAAAUAUGCAUUUACGUAUUGCUGACUUUGGAACAGCUAAAAUUAUGGAUCCCGAAGAAAUUCGUGGAGGCUCACCUAAAACUAAUGAGAACGACACACAGAAUGAGCGGUCAAGGAAGAUUAGUUUCGUGGGAACACCACAAUAUGUUAGUCCUGAGUUGUUACAUGACUGCGUGGACACACGCGCCUCUGACCUCUGGGCCUUGGGCUGCAUUAUUUAUCAAAUGAUUUCCGGUCUACCUCCGUUUAGGGCUGCGACCGAAUUUCUUACCUUUCAAAAGAUUCUCAAAAUGGACUAUCAGUUUCCGGAAGGAUUCCCGGCAGACGCAAAGGAUCUUGUGGAAAAAUUAUUGGUUUUGGACCACACUAAAAGAAUCGGAGCAGACGAUAUGGGAGACAUGUAUGACAGCAUUAGGAAUCAUCCAUUUUUCAAUGGUAUUGAUUGGGAAAAUUUGUGGGAACAAACGCCUCCAACCAUCAGUCCAUACCUGCCAGGAGGUUCCUUCGAAGAAGAAUACAAUGUACCUGAUCAUCUAGAGCCCGGAUUGGGCAAUAACCAACUUGUGCGGCUUUGGGAGUUUGAUUUAUCUACAUCUAAAGGAAUUCUAAAUAUCAGCCCGGAAGAAAAACGUCGCCGUCUCGAAAUACAGUCUCGUGAAAGCAAAUGGCACCAGUUUGUCGAUGGAGAAUUAAUAUUAAAACAAGGGCUUGUUGACAAACGGAAGGGGCUAUUUCCACGACGUCGCAUGCUUUUGCUCACUACCGGCCCACGUCUCUUCUAUGUCGACCCGGCCAACAUGGUUCUUAAAGGAGAGAUCCCUUGGUCACCUGAACUGCGCGUUGAAGCCAAAAACUUUAGAAUAUUUUUAGUUCACACGCCAAAUCGUACAUAUUACUUGGAAGACCCAGAAUCAUACGCACUGGAAUGGGCGAGCGUCAUCGACGAGGUACGCAUCGAGACAUAUAGGCGAGACACGACUUAAACACCGGGCGGGCGACUGUCCCGAGUCGCGCGCCCUCGGGCCCCGUGCCCCGCUAGGAUAACUUUAGUGUUGAUUUCGAGCAAAGGCAACAACCAGGCGGUCUGCUUUCGGAAACUCGAUCGAGCUCGCGUCCUGGCCGCGCGGAGGAGCGGCGGCCGGCGGCGACGAGUGUGCGGUGUGACUAGUGUUCGCGUCUGCGCCGCUCGCGCCAUGCGCCGGACCGUGUUUUAUGAGAAGACGACGUCAGCUAUCGAUCGAUCACAGUGGAUAAUGAAUGACUGAUUCCUAUUAAUAGUAAUAUGUCGAGUAUCUUAAAUUAUUAUUGUAAUUAUUUAAGUUCCUUAUUUAACGUGAAUAUCAACGAUGAUGUGUAAAUAUUUGUCUUACUGCGAUCGCUUAGUUGUAGUGUAAAGUGGCCCCGGCGACGACACUCGACGCGGCCGGGCCUCCUGUAAGAAUGGACUAAACUUGUUAUUCGCCACCCGCGUGUUCACGAAGCCCAUUCCGGUUGGUAAAUAGACAAUUUGUAGCUAAAUAUUAUUUAUUUAUUUUUAUUUUGCCAACGGAAUGCGACUGCUGUACAGUUAUAUCUGUAGGAAAUUAUGAAUGUUUGUUUCUAUAUUGUACGUCGCAAGCACUCGUGACGACGACGGUCAUUAUCGAAGUAAGAAAAUAUUUAUUAUGAUUGAUAACUGCGUGCAGGUGGUAUGCCUGAUGAGCAUUCGUUAGGUGGCACUGUUAGUAAAGGGAGUGGUGGGAUGUGAGGGGAUAGUUUGUUGACGAUCUGUUCAGCCAGUGGGCGACACGUGUUCGUGUUUGCUGCGCCUGCGCGGUAUUGUUCUCUUCGGUCACACGACACGGUACGUGAGGGAAUGAUAACGCUUUCAAUGUGCAUAUUACUCGUGCACUAUAAUCCUAACUAGUAAAUGUAUACGGAUAGCGCCACCAAAGGUGACAAUUAUUGAAUUGCUUAUUUAAAUAUCCAGAUUGUGUAACAGAUCAUUUCUUUAAUUUAAACCAUUUAGCCAACAUCUAAGAGUUUAAUAUUGAGCGAUGAAAAUAUUAUCUAAUUGUAACUUGUGUUAGUAUUUUGUGUUGUAAUAAAAUAUAUUUCCAUAGAAAAUUCAAUGUCAUGGCAUGUGGUAGGAUUAAAUUAAUGUUAUUUAUCACGUAUUAGAUGACUACAUACCUAUUAAUUUAAUACUUGUAAUAGUCUAAAAUGCCUAAACUUGCCUGUAAUAUUAAUUAGGGCGUAUUGAAAAUUGGGAUUAAAUCCAUAGUUUAAUAUUAAACCCUCAUUUCAUUUAUUAGAAAAUAUUAGAUUAUAGGAGUUGUGCUAAGUAGGGGAUAUAGCGAACUAUUGUGGCGCCAAUGACAUGAAGGUUGUUAGUUUAAUAGCUCUUAAGUAAAUAUUGACAAAUAUUAUGAGCGAGAUAAAGUGAACAUGCGGCCAGCAGUUGUGUUGUUUUAGAAUUGUGAUUGAUACGGGUAAGGGUUGCAGGAGCGAAUGAAUUCUCUACAUGCGCCUCCAUUCCCUAUAGACGUUCAAGAAAGAAAGAGACGUAUUGGCCGCACAUUCGCUUUGUCAUACAGCGCUGUCACAAUGGGCUCUAUGUAAAUGUUUAGAGCUCAGACAGCAGCGGGUGACCUGUCAGACACUGCAGGUAGAUAGUAGUCAGGGGCGCCCUAUAAAGUCGUUUUGAUAGUGCAUUAUCGGCGAUCACAUUAAAUUGUCAGCGUAAAUUGGAUUUUCCAUGACAUUGUUAAUAAUAAAAUCUGCAUUUAAAAUUUAACACCUGUUAACUAUUGUAAUUUAUAUUUUACAACAUUUGUAUUGCAUAAAUUCCAUAAAGUACCAAAAUAUGAAAUUGAAAAUAAAGUAAAGGUUGGUUUAUAAA
Messenger RNA from Manduca sexta (tobacco hornworm), 3803 nucleotides. RefSeq names its product 3-phosphoinositide-dependent protein kinase 1 (gene Pdk1). Bases 415 to 1905 code for a protein of 496 amino acids. Lineage: Eukaryota; Metazoa; Arthropoda; Insecta; Lepidoptera; Sphingidae. The record is from RefSeq and is a predicted model, not a curated record. Gene Ontology annotation, biological process: peptidyl-serine phosphorylation; intracellular signal transduction. Gene Ontology annotation, molecular function: ATP binding; protein serine/threonine kinase activity. The transcript is spliced from 6 exons.